UCAAAAUAAACAUUAAUUUAGAAGAAAUUUUAUCGUAUUUUAUAGCAGUGCAAACACACAAAAUUAUCUUAAAAUUACGGUAUUAUUUAAUGCGAAUUUAACAGUUUUUUAUGUCUAAUUAACAGUUUUUUUUAUGUCUAAUGGUUUUAAAGUUUAUUUUAGUAGAUACUAUUCUGAUUCUGUUAACUAGAUGAAGAUGAAACCUUCGAGAAAAUAUGGCUUCAAAACGUCAGUAUUGGAUUCUUCUGUAACUUUUGAAAGUUUUCGCUUCUUAAAGUCGAAACCUUUAUCUAAGACACCAAAUGAUGUUAAAUUUCAAGAGCUACAUAAGAAUUUAAAUUUUGCUCUGUCUAAAAGCUCUACUAACGUGGAAAGCGUUUUGUUUUCAUCAAAAAAAUUGAAGAACACUGACUUUAAAUUCUCUGAUGUUGAUAGUAACAUCACAUCAAUAUCACAAGUUCAGAAAAAUGUUUUAAAUAAAGGUCUAAGUUCAGACUAUCUUAAGCGUGAUGAAUCAACAAAUAGUAGGUCAGUAUUCACAAAUGUAGAAGAGGAUAAAUAUGAAUCUUAUGAUGGAAACAAUUCAGCAUUGAGUAUUCCUACUCAGGAAGUUAAUUCUGAUGAGUCCUUUCUAACAAUGAUGACUCGCACAAAGCGGAAGUUUGAGUUCAUAAAUCCAAAAGAAGAAUUUCCUGAUUUUUCAAAAGCACUUAGAUUAUUCAACAAAAAUGGGAAACCAUUGACUGAUCGUAUGGGAAGACCUUUGGUUGACAUUCUUGGCCAACCUUUGGUUGUUCUAGACAACCAGGGUAGACUUAUAUCCGAUUCCAGAGGCAACCAAGUGUUCAACACUCUGGGAGAGUCUGCUAUUUACUCUAACACCAACUUGUAUCUCCCACCAUCAGGGGAAGAACCAGGAAUUCCUCUAUUGGACAUAGACAAAAAACACGUUCUCUUCUUGUAUGACAAUAAGGGGCACCCCUUGACUGACUCCUUAGGAAGACCUCUCACUAAAGCUUCAGGAAGCCUCAUGAUUGGAAUGGAUUCAAAAUCAACAAUAAAUGUCAACCUUUAUCAAGAUUACCAGUUGAAAAGUCUCUAUAGCAAAGCACCACUUGAAAAUUUUGUCAGGCGAGUACAGAUAUUUGAUUCCAAAUCACAGCCUAUGACUGAUGAAAAUGGAAAAGUUUUAAAAGAAGCAAGUAUAAUUUGUAACAAAGGUGGAAUGCCUUUAUGUGACAGGAAUGGCCAUCCCCUCUUUUUCAAAUAUGGAGCAAGGAUAAUCACACCUCAACCAGAAAGCCCUAAUAUUGAAAAUCAUAAAGAAUUUGAAGAAACACAUCCUGAAUCUUCAACAAAGGAAGAAGUUAAAAAAACUGGUGAUUCAUUAAAUAUAGUAACAAAUAUUAAUCAGAUAGAACAGCUACAAAGAACAAGUCCACAAUUAAAUCUGAGAAUUAGUGGUAAUAAAAAAUCUAAUAAAAAUUAUAGUGCCCUUAGUGAUAUUUCAACUGGUACAAUAAAAGAAAACCCUGAAAACAAAGAUACAAACAAUACUGGCAAAAUUGCAAAUAUUUACCAUAAAAAUGAUUGGUUGGCUGAUGAGAACAAAAUUAAAAUAAUAAACAACCCUUCAAACACAGAACCACAAAAUGAGAGUGGAAUAAAUCCACCAGUAACUGAACUGAACAAUAAUGUUGACAAAUUUAGAAAUUUUACAAAAGCAUCUUUACAGAUAGAAGAAAAUUCUGGUGUUGACAAUAAGAAUAUUUCUAGUGAGGCAAUUGUAAUAUUUAAUGCCUCUGAGAAUAUGAAAAACCGAAAAAAAUCAUCAAUGAAUACAGCAGCUUUGAAUUGUAUUAAAGGUAGACAAGCUGGUUAUAAUAUAAUGAAAAGAAAAUCAAAUAAAAACAUGUAUUCUUCAAGCUUUAUGCAAUACUUCAAAAAUGUUUUAAACUUGACAGGUUCAACUCAAAACAAUAAGAACACAAUAUAUAAUGGCUAUGGAAAGCCAGUGAAGGAUUUCUAUGGAAAUUUACUCUAUGACAAAUUUGGUAUUCCUUUAACUGGGGCUAAGGGGAGGAAACUGAGUGAUAAAGUAAGGCAUACUCUCAGAAUGAAACUGAGAAACAUUCCAGUUCAGCCUAUUAAUAAAGAGAAUACAGCAGAUGGAAAGAAGAUUAUUCACGCAUUGACUAAUAACGAAUCCCAUGAUCAGUUUGGCAAUCCUUAUUAUGACAAAUAUGGCCGCCCAUUAUAUGACAUUUAUGGAAACCUAAUUUAUGAUACAUUUGGCCGCCCACUGACAGAUGCUUAUGGACGACCAUUAAUAGAUGGAAUAGGUCAACCUUUGAUGGAUUCACAAGGUAAUGUUUUAACUGCUGGGAUUACUACGUCUGUUGAUACCAUACCAACAGAUCUCUUUGGGCGACGCCUUUAUGAUAAACGUGGUAGAUCAUUAUUUGAUUCUUAUGGUAGACCAAGGUUCGAUAUAUAUACAAAUGCUAUUUACGACAGCUAUGGCCGGCCUACCACAGAUGGAAACGGAAAUAUUUUGAAUGAUUUUCUAAACAAACCAAUACAACCAUGUCCAGAAAAACCACUGUGUAAAAAUGCUCGAGCUUUAUUACCAAGCUUUAUAGACAGAAUAUUAGUGAUGCCUAGUUUACGUAGGGUGCUAAAAUACUCUCGGACAUCCUUAACAGAUGUUUUCGGAGGGCCGUUGUUUGAUGAUUUUGGUAGACCUUUGUACAACAAAAUUGGAAAACCAUUGUAUGACAAAUAUGGGAGACCGCUCUAUGACAAGGAUGGAAAACCAUUGUGUGAUUCUUAUGGAAGACCAGUGUCUGAGGAGAUACGGCAGAGUCCAGAUGACCAAACUUUGACUGUGGUAGACAGCUUGAAACUCCUGAAAUUGACAAAAGAAUCCAAUAAGUGGAUGGAGGUUAAAAGAAGUCAGACGCACAAUUUGAAGUCAACUGAUUCCGGAAUUCUGGACAAGGCUUUUAUUAUGAAGGUUGUACAGCCUGGUAAAAACAAAUCAACCCAGUACACAUAUGCCUUGACGAGAGUAACAACAUUCAGCUGUGGCCGACAAGCUCUGGAGAUACUAGAGGCCCCUCUAUCACCUUCCACUGCCAAUGAGAUGCACAACUUGCCUGUGGACAACAAACCUCUUAUCAUGAUGGCCAAAAGAAGACGCAAAGUCACCAAGACAUUCUGGUUAAGAAAACAUCACCACUGAUCUGAAAAAAAAAAUACUGGGUGUUCUGAUAUUACUAUGUGGAUAUACUACAAAAAAGGAAUGGCAAGGAAUUUUUAAAUUUAUUUGGAAAAUAAACAUAUUGUUCUUAAUCCUGUAAGUUUUGAAAUUGUACUGUAGCUUUAUGACGUUUUUAUUAGGCACCUAAUUAGGUGGUAAUAACAACAACAUUUGUUUAAAGAUAAUUUAAUUUGUUAGAUGAAAAUUGUAUUUUAAAUUAUUAUAUAAUUAGAAAUGUUACUGUACU
Molecule: messenger RNA, 3509 nt
Organism: Homalodisca vitripennis (glassy-winged sharpshooter)
Lineage: Eukaryota; Metazoa; Arthropoda; Insecta; Hemiptera; Cicadellidae
Exons: 1
Coding region: 191-3244 (1017 amino acids)
Source: RefSeq, a predicted model, not a curated record